AUGAGAACCUUGUUUUUGAGAAAUUUACCUCGCCGUCCGACCAGCGAAGAUGCUUUUACAAGGCUCAUUCUGAGAGCCAUUGAUCAGGACAGCAUAUAUGGAAAAGAUAAAGACCUGCCUCUUCCCAAGAUUAAUCUCUCUGAGCUUCCGGUUAACAAGGAUAGAAACCAUUUCGGCAGGUUAGAACGAGGCCAGCUGGUAUCGGCUCUGGAUGAAUUAGUAAACGAAUGGGAGAAGGACGAAACAGGAGGUAUAUCAUCAAAAGUAUUCUUUGAUCAUUUGAUAAGCACUUUGAAACUACGAUUGGCGUCCGAAGUUAACGGUCUCACAUUAUCUGGAUUCAACGCCUUGACCAAAAGUGCGGCCGAGGACUUAGACUCUACACUCGAAAAGGUAAAGUCAGAAGACAUAGGCUUCGGUUCAAGGCUUUCCAAGUUACGAAAUACUGUUUGCAUAAGAGAGAAAAAUCAGAUCAUACCGUUGCAUGACGAAUAUGGUAUCUUGAUGAUUUCGCGGUUGGGGUCUUCUCAUGUAGAGUGCCAAGCUUUUAUGACUUUCAUCGACUCGGGGCAUGCCGACAAAUUUCUACAACGAUUUCAGCACUCACUUGUCGUCCAAGGGCGUAAAACAAGUGUUAUUCCUGCUAAACAAGAAUCGCUUCUAGGAGCAUAUCUUGAAAACGGUGGCAGACAUGUAUUCAGUAUUAUCGCGAGAAGAAGAGCACUGCGAGAAAUGCACUUGAGUCCAGAUUUGGCAACAGCAGCUGUUAUAAAGCGGAAACUGCGAAGAUUGAGGCAUCGACUGCGAAUUAAAGGUCUAAAUGAAGAUGAAAUAGAAGCACACAUUUCUAAGGUUAAUCAGGCCCAAACCACGAAGGAAGAAAUUUCGAGGAAACGACAGGCCUCGCCAACGCAGGAACCAAUUCCGAAAAAGAGACUGGUGGUUGAAAUUAGUGCCAAUCCUCCAAACAAAGUUUUGCUGGUGCAGAACCUGCCAGAAAAGACAACGGAACAAGAACUAAGCGAUCUUUUUGCAGGGAACGGAUUUAUUGAAACCCGUUACGUCGCGGUCAGAAAUUUAGCAUUCAUUGAAUACGAGUGUAUUGAAGACGCUACAGUGGCCAAAGAUAAACUGGGUCAAACGCACAGAUUUUUGGACACCCUAAUAACAAUCGGGUUUGCCAAAUAA
Messenger RNA from Lachancea mirantina, 1188 nucleotides. The record is from the annotation of a GenBank genome assembly. Lineage: Eukaryota; Fungi; Ascomycota; Saccharomycetes; Saccharomycetales; Saccharomycetaceae.